ACUGUGUGGUGCUGAGCUCAGACUCCUCAGCACAGUCUGGAUCACCAUCACCAGGACGCAGAGGAGAGGACUCUUUGUUUGACGUGGGAUUCUCCUCCUUCUCAUCCUUCAUCAUUGCUUCUUGUUGUUUUUGUUUGUUUUGGUAGCAUGACAGAACUUGGACUUGUCUUUUGGGGGUGAAAAUGGUCCGCUUCAAAUGUCCAUUUUUACCGAGCUGGAGCUGAGCUUUCAUUCAGAGUCCAAGUGGAUCCACACGGCGGGAUGGAUACAAAUGAGUGUGGGGUGCUCAAACUUUUUGUUGUGGGGUUUUUAGUCAACGCAUGGAUGAUGGGAGGAUUAUCAGCUACUGAGAGUUCCAGCAUAGAGCCCACUUCCGCCCGGCCGAGGAGACCCUGUAAUGAAUCCCGCUUGGAGUGGGAAGUGGAGGUCUGUGGGGAAGCGUUCAAGCGGGACAUGGCCCACAUAGACCCGCAGUAUUGGUGCAACCUCACGCACUUCAUCAGUGAGUACCAUCUCUUUACGCACUGCACGGAGACCAAAUCCCUCACUGUCCACUGCUACUGGCCCAAUCCGCUGGUGGAGGGCUACAUCAUCCGCAUACACAAGCACUUUUUCUCCAACUGCACCAUGGAUCAGGUGGUCUGGGUGGACCCCCCGGACGACACGCUGGCCAUCCUCAUCCUGAUUCCAGUUUUCCUCACCUUGGCCAUGAUCGCAUUGGUGGUUUGGUGCAGCAAGAGGAGCGACAACCUGGCUUAGGAAACCAACAUGGACGACAGGAGUCUUCACCAAAGGAGCUUCUCUGGAGUUGCUAGGUUGACAUCGACGCCAAGGUCAAGAGGGAACAACAGAAAGGCUGCUUCGUUUUUGCUCUCAGUGCACUUUUAUUGGUCAAGUAUGAAAACCAGUAACACUUUGGGUCCGAACCACUAGCUUCAGCAUUGAACCAGGGCGCGGAUGGAUCAGGUUUACCGACACAAAAACCAAAACCAGUUAGAUAAGCAGAAUACUUGACGCUAACCGGGCAGUCCUCAGACUUUCCCAUCUCUUAUAGAACGUCUUUAGCAUCUUAGAAAAGACACAGGGGGGCUUUUUGGCGAACUCCAAAGCAAACCAAAGUCUUUAUUUUUCUCUCUUUUUAGAGAUUUGACACCAACUAUGUCACUUCUAUUGUUGGCAUUGCCCCACCCACAACGCCGCAAGCGGUGGUUCUCAACUGGUUUGGCGCGGGGACCCACCAUCACCCUUUCAUGACGAGCGACCCAAGUUCUUCACAGUACUUCUCGAAUAUUGUAUACUUCAUGGAAAGUUUGAAUGUUGUUUAUCACAGUUACGUGGUUCCAGACCUGACCGCCAUACGUGCAUUUCCGCAAAGUAGGUUAUUAUGAAUAUUAGAGCUCUUCAGACAUGAAAUAGCACCCCUAUAGUCACAUUUUUACAUUCUUAUUACGCAGUAUAGAAGAUAUAAGAGAAUCUAGACCAAGAUGGACUCACAUGUAAACAAUCGGAGAGUUACUGAACUUCCUGUGGUGGCUAUUAGCUCAUCAAGGUAACAUUACUGCCACCUAGUGACCAGUGUAGGAUAUGAUAUACAUAUCAUCACAUCUUUGAAUGAGUCUUCUGAAUGCCUUAUUUUGUAUCUUUGCUCAUUUAGCAAUUUUUAUGCUCCAUUUAGGCACACAAAAAAUUGCUUAAAUAUGCGUAUUUUAUUUUCCUAAUUGGCCGUACUUUUUUGAUUUUGAUAUUUUUGAAAAAUCUUGAGAUUGAAGCUGUGAAAUCUGAACUGAUUACUGUAGAGUGAGAAUUAUAAAGCAUACUCAUAGACAAUAACAUACAAUGAUAACGUCAUUAAACAGGUUUGAAACAACAAUAAAGCGCUUGGUCGCCAAGUUAAGGAGCAUUCAUAUACAACGCCUCCUUCAGAAUAAAAGCACAUGAUCGUUUUCAUACAGACGAGUUGAGAAUCACUGUUCUGAAGGGUCUCCCAGUCGUAAUUUGGUCUUUGCUGACUUCUCCGACAUCAAUUGACUUUCCAAAUAAAAGCCCCUUCCAGAUGCCAAAGGUGUAACGUGCCAAGAGGUGAAAGAAAGCAAUUAGGAUUGAAAUGUACUGGAUUUCCUUAGUCCAUACUGGAGAUGGAGAUGGUGUUACCUUUCGUCACGAGCUUGCUUUUUGUUUUUUUUUACUCAACUGUUCAUUGAGACACUGGUUGCUGAUCUAACUCUGCGAAGAGUCGUGUAUAUUUGCCAAAACUAUUUAUUGUACUUGCCUUAGAGGUAUAUGUCCGGUGUGAAACAGUAUUACCUGUUGAAGACUUUGAGCAGUUGGACGGAUGAACAGACCGAACCUUCAAAGCGACCUCGGAGGUUCUUGUCGGAGCACUGUAUCCUAGCUGAAGGCCAAAGCAUCCCAGUGACGGAACUCUUUCAACUCGUGGGAAAUGCGAUUCCCCGUGGACAACAUUUGUUCGGUAUUUUUAACAUGAAACAGGAUGAAAAGGAACCCGGACUUUGGACUUGAAAGGGAUUUUCUAAGUUUCCACUCCAUGUUGACUUACUGAUGGGACGGUGGCAACUGGAGAAGAACACAGACACCCGAACCCCAGACAACACCAGGAUUCAAGCGGUUUGAGUCCCUGGUGGCUGUUUUCUAACAGUGUAACUUAUCAGAUACUGUUGAAUAAAACUCUGUUCAUAC
Molecule: messenger RNA, 2697 nt
Organism: Doryrhamphus excisus (bluestripe pipefish)
Lineage: Eukaryota; Metazoa; Chordata; Actinopteri; Syngnathiformes; Syngnathidae
Product: receptor activity-modifying protein 3
Biological process (GO): receptor internalization; calcium ion transport; intracellular protein transport
Cellular component (GO): membrane; signaling receptor complex; cell surface
Molecular function (GO): coreceptor activity
Source: RefSeq, a predicted model, not a curated record